Messenger RNA from Centropristis striata (black sea bass), 3399 nucleotides. Its product is annotated as leucine-rich repeat LGI family member 2-like. Gene Ontology annotation, biological process: inhibitory synapse assembly. The record is from RefSeq and is a predicted model, not a curated record. The coding region runs from base 182 to 1816 and encodes 544 amino acids. The transcript has 8 exons. NCBI's taxonomy places the organism in Eukaryota, Metazoa, Chordata, Actinopteri, Perciformes, Serranidae. Gene Ontology annotation, molecular function: protein binding.
CGUUUUUGUUUUUUCCUCUCUGCCUGAAAGCGAAGCAGCCUUCCGGGACGCAGCUGCAGCCGUAUCAGCCUGUGUCAGGGCUUUCCACCAGUGCUGCAUUUUGAUGUCGCCCAGGCGGGUAAAAGCUGCAGCUAGCACCGAACACGGCCUCGUUUACUGUCAUUAAUGCUCAAGACGCACCAUGACAUCCACCCAGCAGCGGCUACUGGUUGGUUUUGCGCUUCUGUGCAUUUAUGGAGCGGUUGAAUCUAAAAGGGGUUUCAAAUGUCCUUCAGGGUGCACCUGCACCAAGGAGACCAUCAUCUGCGUCGGUACUGCCCAGAUGCCCCGGACUAUACCGAAUGAGAUCAACUCACUGAGCAUGGUUAAUGGCUCUAUUUCUGAGGUCACAGAGGGGAUGUUUGCACUAAUGCCCUCUCUUCAGCUGUUACUUCUAAAUGCAAAUUCUUUGACAACAAUCAAAGAUGAUGCUUUCUCUGGUCUUCCACAUCUGGAAUAUUUAUUCAUUGAAGGGAACAAGAUAGAAACGAUCACCAAGAAUGCCUUUCGUGGUCUGCGCGAUUUGACUCAUCUAUCGCUGGCCAAUAACAAGAUGAGGUUCCUGCCAAGAGAUCUCUUUUUUGACUUGGAUUCGUUGCUGGAACUGGAUCUGCGAGGCAACUCUUUCCAGUGCAUUUGUGAGAACAAGUGGCUGAUGACAUGGCUAAAAAACACAAACGCCACAGUAUCGGAUGUCUUCUGCGCCGGCCCCAGUGACAUGAAGGGCAAGCGGCUCAAUGACCUUCCUAUUCCACCCGGCGAGUGCAUCUCCACAGACUUUGUGCGUCAUCAGUCCAUUCCCAUUCAGUCCAUGUCCGCAGACAUCUUCUCCUUCAAAGAGGACAUCUACGUGGCCAUGGCAGCCCCCAACUCCAACAGCUGUGUGAUCAUGGAGUGGGAUCACAUUGAAAUGAAUUUCAGGAAAUUUGACAAUAUAACAGGGAAGUCUGUUGUUGGAUGCAAGUCAGUUCUGAUCGACGACCACGUCUUGAUAAUUGUCACUCAGCUCUUUGGUGGCUCCCAUAUUUACAAGUUUGAUGAUCGGCAGAACAAGUUCACCAAGUUUCAAACUAUUGAGGUCUUUAACAUCUCCAAGCCGAAUGACAUCGAGGUCUUCCAAAUGGACAGUGAAUGGUAUUUUGUGAUCGUGGACAGCUCCAAGGCGGGUUUGUCUACUCUGUACAAGUGGACGGACCAACCGGAACGCAAUGAAACUGGUUUCUACUCCUACCAGUUCCUCCAUGAGUGGUUUCGAGAUACAGACGCUGAGUUUGUCGAGUUGGACGGAAAGUCCUACCUCAUCUUGACCAGUCGUUCUCAGGCGCCUGUCGUCUAUCUGUGGAACAAAAGCACCCUGAAGUUCAUAUUUCACAGUGAAAUCCCAAAUGUCGACGACGUGGUGGCAGUCAAAGCUUUCCGGCUGGAGGACGAGAUGUAUCUGGCUAUGACCUGCUACAUCGGUGACUCCAAAAUCCUCAAAUGGGCCAAUAAGCAGUUCACGGAGGUGCAGGCUCUGCCCUCUCGAGGAGCGAUGAUCCUCCAACCUUUCAGCUUCACAGACAAGCACUACAUUGCUCUUGGCAGCGAUUAUUCCUUCACACAAAUCUACCUCUGGGAUACGGAGACCAAAACGUUCCACAAGUUCAAGGACAUUUAUGUGCAGUCGCCCCGGUCCUUUAUAGCCGUGACCACUGACCGGAGGAAUUUCAUCUUCUCCUCCAGCUUCAAGGGCAAAUCCAUGGUUUUUGAGAAUAUUAUUGUAGAUUUAAGCUUAUAAUGCCAAUAAUGCAAAAAUCAUGACUAAUCACGGUAUGAGUUGGCCCCAAUAUUUGCGUAUAUACUACGAAGGAGUUUCAAAUGCUGUAUAUCAUACUUGUGCAACUAGAUAUUUAUUUCUCGGUUUUAGACAAACAUCUUUGGCAAGUUUAUUCAACUCAUAUGCAUUUCUAACAAAAUAUGGAGGGAUUACUUGAAACUGACCACUGACAGAAGAAAAAAAUGAUAAUCUCUAAAAUAAAAACAGAGUGAAGAUAAUUUUAUGAUACUACAGAAGAAAUAAAAGGUGUUAUUAUAUAUUUAUCAUAAUUCUAUAGCAUUGGGCAUAGUGUUGCCACCUCACACAGGUAGUAAGAAAUCUGUCCUGAAGGGUUAAAUAAAAUGUAAAGAACAUGAUGUGAUUCCUAAUGGUUCACCUGUAAAGUUGGCGAUUAUUUAAAAGUGAGAAGCUUGAAAUAGAUACGAUUUGUGACGCUUUACGGAGAAGAAAACACUGAUUUAUGUGCCACCUGAAAGUGAAACUCAAUGUGACGGCAUUUUGACCUUUUGAAAUGUUGCAAAAAUUGCAAAUUAGGCACAUUUGCAUCAUCUGUUUUGGAGCCAAUGAACUAGGCUACACAAAGUGUAUUUCAAUUAGAAGUCGGUGGUAUCGGCUCUCUUUAUGCAUGGCUGUAAUCUGUCAGUAAACAGAGUAGAAAAAGUAAUGGUUGCGAACUAGAAACAAAACAAAAUGCCUUGGCCAUCUUACCCAUGUACAAGAAAAAAAUAGAGCAAGUUUAAAUUGUUCUUUGAUGUCAGACACAGCAUAAUAAUGUCCAUCUUUCAUGCUGACAAAGACACAUUAUUGCAAUGUUUUAUUCAUCUGGGAAGGAUAAACAUUAGAAAGGUGCAAGCAAAAUGUCAUUAGUUAUUAGAGUUACCCUGAAAUGAUUCAUUUGAAAACACUGGAACAACUUAUUCCAGUAACUGUUAUGAUUAAUGAGUUAUGCAUGAAACAGAAGACUUCUUCAAACCCCUUUCCCCCCAAAACACAUCUGAUUGUAUUAACUAAACAUUAUGAGCUUAAGCCUAACUGCACAGCAUUUAUAACAAGCUACUGUAUUAACAGAGUGCCUGAUUAGUGUCAGAACUAAAUCUUCUUUAUUCCUGAUUCCUAUGCAAAGUGUAUAAUACUGAGUGUUGCUCUGAAUUACAAUCACAAGGUUAAUGGCCUGCUGCUAAAUGUGACUUGAAUUGUGCUCUUUUCUUCACUGAUCUUUUGAUAUUUUUCAUGUAUUGUACAGAUUUAAUUACAAUCUGGCUUGGAAUAUAAAUCUUUUUCACACACAAAACAAUGGCAUAAUGUGCAAACGACGGUCUUUAUAGACUGUCAAACAUCUCAAAGUCACAAAAUGUUAACAAGAGCUAGCAAAGCAAUAUGUUUUUGUGCAGAUAUCUUGAAUACAUUACUGUCCUUUUAUCCCUCCUCAUGUCCUACCUAUCAGUGAUGUGUAUCUUCCACUGUACUACCCAGAAGCUAUACCAACAGCCUUCAGUCUUAUAUAAGAAUGACUUUAUGUAAAUGCAUUAAAGAACAUUUAACCA